Molecule: messenger RNA, 7421 nt
Organism: Ictidomys tridecemlineatus (thirteen-lined ground squirrel)
Lineage: Eukaryota; Metazoa; Chordata; Mammalia; Rodentia; Sciuridae
Source: RefSeq, a predicted model, not a curated record
GUGUCACCGCGCGCCAUGCCCGCCUGCCCGCCCGCCCACCUACCUCCCCGCGGUUCUAGAGGGGGCUCACAGAGCUGAGGACGCGCACGGCACCGCUCAAGGUCUCUCUCUCUCUCUCUCCGUACCCUCGCCUGCCGGCAUCUGACGCGGGCACCAAGGGGCUCCGGGCACCUUUCUGAGUAUACCUUCUCUGGUUCAGUCGGGACUCUGCAACCCAGCCGCUGCCGCUGCGGCCACCGCCCGAGGGGACCUGCGGACAGCACGCCAGCAGGAGGAGGGGUGCGCAAGCGCCCGCGCCGAGUGUCUCCUCCGCUGCGCAGCGAGACCCAGGCCUCCUGGCCUCAGGAGUCCCCGGCUGCCUCUCCAGGUGUACUGGACUGAAGUUCUUUGAGGAGGGAGUCCAACUCUUCAAGGUGAACUAUGACCACUUUUCUCUUGCUUUUUGUGACUCUGAGGGUCAUCACUGCAGCCGUCUCAGAAGAGGUUUCAGAGCAUGACAACUCCCUGAGUGUGAGCAUCCCCCAACCGUCCCCAGUGAAGGUCCUCCUGGGGACCUCCCUGACCAUCCCCUGCUAUUUCAUUGACCCCAUGCAUCCUGUGACCACCGCCCCCUCCACUGCCCCCCUCGCUCCGAGAAUCAAGUGGAGCCGUGUUUCCAAGGAGAAGGAGGUGGUACUGCUGGUGGCCACUGAAGGGCACGUGCGGGUCAACAGUGCCUAUCAAGACAAGAUCUCGCUGCCCAAUUACCCGGCCAUCCCCAGCGACGCCACCUUGGAGAUCCAGAACCUGCGCUCCAAUGACUCCGGGAUCUAUCGUUGCGAGGUGAUACACGGCAUCGAGGACAGCGAGGCUACCCUGGAGGUUGUGGUGAAAGGCAUCGUGUUCCACUACAGAGCCAUCUCCACGCGCUACACCCUGGACUUUGAUAGGGCGCAGCGGGCCUGCCUGCAGAACAGCGCCAUCAUUGCCACACCUGAGCAGCUGCAGGCUGCCUAUGAGGACGGCUUCCACCAGUGUGACGCAGGCUGGCUGGCCGACCAGACUGUGAGGUACCCCAUUCACACCCCCCGGGAAGGCUGCUAUGGAGACAAGGAUGAGUUUCCAGGUGUAAGAACCUACGGCAUCCGAGACACCAAUGAGACCUAUGAUGUGUACUGUUUCGCCGAGGAGAUGGAGGGCGAGGUCUUUUAUGCAACCGCUCCAGAGAAGUUCACCUUCCAGGAGGCAGCCAACGAGUGCAAGAGGCUGGGCGCCCGGCUAGCCACCACCGGCCAGCUCUACCUGGCCUGGCAGGGUGGCAUGGACAUGUGCAGCGCCGGCUGGCUGGCCGACCGCAGCGUGCGCUACCCCAUCUCCAAGGCCCGGCCCAACUGCGGGGGCAACCUCCUGGGUGUGAGGACCGUCUACCUACAUGCCAAUCAGACGGGCUACCCCGACCCCUCAUCCCGCUACGACGCCAUCUGCUAUACAGGUGAAGACUUUGUGGACAUCCCAGAAAAUUUCUUCGGGGUAGGUGGUGAGGAAGACAUCACCAUCCGGACAGUGACCUGGCCCGAUGUGGAGCUGCCCCUGCCCCAAAACAUCACGGAGGGGGAAGCCCGAGGCAACGUGAUCCUCACUGUAAAGCCCAUCCUGAACGUAUCCCCCACUGUCCUGGAGCCUGAGGAGCCCUUCACAUUUGUCCCUGAUGUGGGAGCCACCGCCUUCCCCGAGACAGAGAAUGGGACUGGAGAGGCCACCAGGCCCUGGGACUUUCCUGAGGAGGCCACAUCUGGGCUGGGCUCUGUCACGGCCUUCACCAGCGAGGAUUUGGUGGUGCAGGUGACUGUUGCCCCUGGUGAAGCCGAGGUCCCUGGGCAGCCCCGUUUGCCAGGGGGAGUCGUGUUCCACUACCGCCCAGGAUCCACCCGAUACUCUCUGACCUUUGAGGAGGCGCAGCAGGCCUGUCUACGCACCGGGGCGGUCAUAGCUUCACCCGAGCAGCUCCAGGCCGCCUAUGAGGCGGGCUACGAGCAAUGUGAUGCUGGCUGGCUGCAGGACCAGACCGUCAGAUACCCCAUUGUGAGCCCACGGACCCCAUGUGUGGGCGACAAGGACAGCAGCCCUGGGGUCAGGAGCUACGGUGUGCGCCCAUCAUCAGAAACCUAUGAUGUCUACUGCUACGUGGACAAGCUCGAGGGGGAGGUAUUCUUCGCCACACGCCUGGAGCAGUUCACCUUCCAGGAGGCCCUGGAGUUCUGCCAGUCGCAAAACGCCACACUAGCCUCCACCGGCCAGCUCUAUGCCGCCUGGAGCCGAGGCCUGGACAAGUGCUAUGCCGGCUGGCUGGCGGACGGCAGCCUCCGCUACCCCAUCGUCACCCCUCGGCCAGCCUGCGGCGGGGACAAGCCAGGAGUGAGAACUGUCUACCUCUAUCCCAACCAGACGGGCCUUCCAGACCCACUGUCCCGGCACCACGCUUUCUGCUUCCAAGGUGCAUCAAUGGUGACCUCUCCAGGAGAAGAGGAGGUCAGAACUCCCACAGCACCCACUGACGUGGAGGACUGGAUCAUUACCCAAGUGGGACCUGGUGUGGCUGCUGUCCCCAUAGGAGAGGAGACAACUGCAGUCCCAGACUUCACCACAGAGCCAGAAAAUCAGACAGAAUGGGAACCAGCCUACACCCCAGUGGGCACAUCCCCACUGCCAGAAAUCCCUCCCACAUGGCCUCCCACUAGUGCAGCAACAGAGGAAAGCACAGAAGGCCCUUCUGCAACUGCAGUGCCCUCUGCCCCGGAAGAGCCUUUCACCUCGGAGGAGACCUACACACCUGCCCAUGUCAUGCCAAGUGGGAUGGAACUGCCAGGCUCUGGGGAAGUAUCUGGAGCCCCUGACACCAGCGGUGACUUCACAGGCAGUGGAGAAGCUUCAGGACGCCUUGACACCAGUGGGCAGCCCUCAGGGGUCAGUGCAAGUGGACUGCCCUCUGGAGACCUUGAUUCCAGUAGUAUCACCUCCACAGUGGGCUCAGGCCUGCCUGUGGAAAGUGGACUGUCCUCAGGAGAUGAAGGUAAAAUUGAGUGGCCUACCACUCCUAAGGUUAGUGGGCUACCCUCUGAAGGUGAGGGCUUAGAGGGCUCUGCCUCUGGAAUAGGGGACCUCAGCAGGCUUCCUUCUGGGGAGGAAGUUCUAGAGACUUCUGCCUCUGGAGUAGGGGAUCUCAGUGGACUUCCUUCAGGAAGAGAAGGUCUAGAGACUUCUGCCUCUGGAGUCGAGGACCUCAGUGGGCUUCCUACUGAAAAACAAAGUCAAGAGACUUCUGCCUCAGGAGUAGAAGAUAUCAGUGGGCUUCCUUCAGGAGGAGAAGGUCUAGAGACUUCUGCCUCUGGAGUAGAGGAGGGCAGUGGGCUUCCUACUGAAAGUGAAGGCCUAGAGACUUCUACCUCUGGAGUAGAGGACCUCAGUGGGCUUCAUACUGGAAGUGAAGGUCUAGAGACUUCUGCCUCUGGAGUAGAGGACCUCAGUGGGCUUCCUUCUGGAGGAGAAGUUCUAGAGACUUCUGCCUCUGGAGUAGAGGAGGUCAGUGUGCUUCCUACUGAAAGAGAAGGUCUAGAAACUUCUGCCUCUGGAGUAGAGGAGGUCAGUGGGCUUCCUACUGAAGGUGAAGGCCUAGAGACUUCUACCUCUCGAGUAGAGGACGUCAGUGGGAUUCCUACAGAAAAAGAAGGUCUAGAGACCUCUGCCUCUGGAGUGGAGGACAUCAGUGGGCUUCCUUCUGGAAUAGGAGGUCUAGAGACUUCUACCUCUGGAGUAGAGGACAUCAGUGGGCUUUCUUCUGGAGGAGAAGUUCUAGAGACUUCUGCCUCUGGAGUAGGGGAUGUCAGCAGGCUUCCUACUGGAAGAGAAGGUCUAGACAUUUCUGCCUCUGGCACAGAUGAUGAACUUAGUGGUGGACUUCCUUCUGGAAGAGAAGGUAUAGAGAUUUCUGGUUCUGGAGUAGGAGAAGAUCUCAGUGGACUUCCUUCUGGAAGGGAAGGUCUAGAGACCUCAACUUCGGGAACUGAAGAAACCUCAGAAGGAUUACCUUCUGGAACAGAAGAUUUGGUAGGGUCUGCUUCUGGAACCUUGGUCUUUGAAAAGCUGCCUUCUGGAACUGUAGGAAGUGGACAAGUUCCAGAAGAAAGUGGCCUUCCCUCUGGAUUUAGUGGUGAGUAUUCUGGAGUGGACUUUGGAAGUGGCCCAUCCUCUGGCCUGCCUGACUUUAGUGGACUUCCAUCUGGAUUUCCAACUGUUUCUCUAGUGGAUACUACAUUGGUAGAAGUGGUCACAGCCUCCACUGCAAGUGAACUGGAAGGGAGGGGAACCAUUGGCAUCAGUGGUGCAGGAGAAAUAUCUGGGCUGCCCUUCAGUGAACUGGACAUUAGCGGGGGAGAAAGUGGACUCCCUUCAGGAAUUGAACUCAGUGGUCAAACAUCUGGAUCUCCUGACAUCAGUGGAGAAACAUCUGGAUUAUUUGAUGUUAGUGGACAGCCAUCUGGGUUUCCUGACAUCAGUGGGGGAACAUCUGGCAUUUCCGAGGUCAGUGGGCAGCCAUCAGGGUUUCCUUACACAAGUGGGGAAACAUCUGGAGUGACUGAGCUUAGCGGACUAUCUUCUGGACAACCAGAUGUCAGUGGAGAAGCAUCUGGAGUUCUUUUUGGCAGCAUCCCACCAUUCGGUAUAACUGACCAGAGUGGAGAAACAUCUGGGGUUCCUGAUCUCAGUGGGCAGCCAUCAGGAAUAACACCCAGAAUCCCGGACCUGGUUUCUGGCACCAUGAGUGGCAGUGGGGAAUCUUCUGGAAUUACAUUUGUGGACACGAGUUUGGUUGAAGUGACCCCUACUACAUUUAAAGAAGAAGAAGGCUUAGGGUCAGUGGAACUCAGUGGUCUCCCUUCUGGGGAGACAGAUCUGUCAGGCACAUCUGGGGUAGUGGAUGUCAGUGGACAAUCUUCUGGAAUAAUCGAUUCCAGUGGGUUUACAUCCCCAGUUCCAGAAUUCAGUGGCCUACCAAGUGGAGUGACUGAGGUCAGUGGAGAAACUUCUGGAGCUGAGAUGGGGAGCAACCUGUCUUCAGGAGGAUAUGACAGCAGUGGACUUCCAUCAGGUUUCCCAACUGUCUCUCUCAUAGACAGAACUUUGGUGGAAUCUGUAACCCAGACUCCAACAGCCCAAGAAGCUGGAGAAGGACCUUCAGGCAUUUUGGAACUCAGUGGUACCCAUUCUGGAACACCAGACAUGUCUGGAGACCAUUCUGGAUCUUUGGACCUAAGUGGACUGCAAUCUGGGAUGGUGGAACCCAGCGGAGAGCCAUCAAGCACUCCAUAUUUCAGUGGGGACUUUUCAAGCACCACUGAAAUAAGCGGAGAAUCCUCUGCAGCCACAAGCACGAGUGGAGAGGCCUCGGGUCUUCCAGAAGUUACUUUAAUCACUUCUGAGUUCGUGGAGGGUGUAACCAAACCAACUGUUGUUUCCCAGGAACUUGGCCAAAGAUCCCCUGUGACAUAUACACCCCAGCUUUUUGAGGCCAGUGGGGAAGCCUCUGCCUCUGGGGACAUGAGUGGGGCUACACCAACGUUCCCCAGUUCUGGAGUAGAAGCAUCAUCAGACCCAGAAGCCAGCAGUGAAUUGUCUGCCUAUCCUGAGGCUGAAGUGGGAACAUCUGCUGCCCCAGAGGCCAACGGAGAGGUGUCUGGGGCCUCUACUCUGCAGGAAACCACCUCUGCCUUGCACGAAGCUGACCUCAAGAACGCCUCGGGCCUGGGGGUGAGCAGCAGCCCUUGGGCUUUUCAGGAAGGUUCCGUGGAGGGGUCUGCUGCUCCCGAAGUGACCAGAGAGUCAACCAUCACCUAUGAUGUGGGCACAGAGGUAUCCGGCAUGCCUUCAGCCACUCCUGUGACCUCUGGGGACAGGACUGAAAUCAGUGGAGACCUGUCUGGUCAGACCUCAGGGAUGGAUAUUGUCAUCAGCACCAGCCUCCCAGAAUCUGAAUGGAACCAGCAGACCCAGCGCCCUGCAGAGGCACAUCUAGAAAUCGAGUCCUCAAGUCCCUUGUUCUCAAGAGAAGAGACCCAAACGGCUGGAACAGCCACCUCCCCAACAGAUGCUUCCAUCCCAGCUUCCCCAGAGGGAUCGGGAGAAUCAGAGUCCACCGUUUCAGCCCCUGCUAGGUCCUGUGCAGAGGAGCCCUGUGGCGUUGGAACCUGCCAGGAGACAGAGGGACGUGUCAUAUGUUUUUGCCCCCCUGGCCACACUGGCGAGCACUGUGACAUAGACAUUGAUGAGUGCCUCUCAAGCCCUUGUCUGAAUGGAGCCACCUGCGUGGAUGCCAUCGACUCUUUCACAUGCUUAUGCCUUCCCAGCUACGGAGGGGACCUGUGUGAGAUCGACCAGGAGGUAUGCGAGGAGGGCUGGACCAAGUUCCAGGGACACUGCUACCGCCACUUCCCUGACCGUGAGACCUGGGUGGAUGCUGAGAGACGGUGUCGAGAGCAUCAAGCGCACCUGAGCAGCAUCGUCACCCCUGAGGAGCAGGAGUUUGUCAACAAAAACGCUCAAGACUACCAGUGGGUCGGCUUGAAUGACAGGACCAUCGAAGGGGACUUCCGCUGGUCAGAUGGACACCCCUUGCAAUUUGAGAAAUGGCGCCCCAACCAGCCUGACAACUUCUUUGCCACUGGAGAGGACUGCGUGGUGAUGAUUUGGCAUGAGAAGGGCGAGUGGAAUGAUGUUCCCUGCAAUUACCACCUGCCCUUCACGUGUAAAAAGGGCACAGUGGCCUGCGGAGACCCCCCUGUGGUGGAACAUGCCAGGACCUUUGGACAGAAGAAGGACCGAUAUGAAAUCAAUUCCCUGGUUCGGUACCAGUGCACUGAGGGCUUUGUCCAGCGCCAUGUGCCCACUAUCCGGUGCCAACCCAGCGGGCACUGGGAGGAGCCUCGGAUCACCUGCACGGACCCCACCACCUACAAGCGCAGACUACAGAAACGGAGUUCACGGCCCCCAAGGAAGAGCCACCCCAGCACGGCCCACUGAGAAGAGUUUCCAGAACGCACCCAGGAUGCUGAGCCCGGGAGCCUGGCAGGCAGACAGUGCAUCCCAUCCAGUUGGUGUCCUCUUGUCACUUUUUGUCAUAUAAGGAAUCCCAUUAAAGGAAAAAAAAAUGAAUCCCACAUUGUGUAUGCACCCACCCCCACCCCAUCCCCAAGUCACCAAAACCUCAUCUAAUUUGUCCCCCAAAUGCCAAAGCAAAGCAAACUUACUGUAACCCAUGGACUGAGUUUAGAGACAUUUCUUCAAUCUCCCGUUGUGCCUUUCCAGGGACCAGAGCAGGGACAGGGGGAGAGGGAAGGGGUUAAGUUAAAUAAAGAAGAUUAUUUUUUGUUUCCUGACUUUAUCCAAGA